AUUCCACUUUCAAAUUAUUCACUCGUCACUACACUUGCACUGAGUAUGUUUCACACAGAAGCGAAAUCUCUAAGCUGCUCCCUACCUUGGGUUUUUAGUCCAAAUUAAUGCAAACAAUCACGUGGGACCCAGCCAAGCAGUGACGUUCAAUUCUGCUCUGUCAGAGAGAACAUCUGUCAAGCCCAGAUAUAAACUGCUGCCUGCCUGUGCAGCAGCUGAGGAAGCGUGGAUUUCAUAUUACAGACUAAAACCCAGGAAAACUGCUGAAAAUCCUCCCCGCAGCUGUCAGGCAGCUACAAAGGGGAGCUCAGCCCGUCCUUCCCCAGCCCAGCCGAGCACUCCAUUCCGGCGCCAGCAGCUCCCACUGCAGGUCCGUGUGGUUCCCAGAAACAUGGACACUGAGGGGAGAACGCAGCUCUGCAUUGUCCGGCCGGGAAACCGGCAGGCAUAAGGAGCUUCCAUGCAUCGCCAGCUGCCAGGAAGAGUCAACACUGCUCCCAGCAGAACAGACGACUGCAGCUCUUUUGUUUAAAGCCAGAGAAAAUGAAAGAAAGGGGAAGCCUCCGAAGACCAGCACCCGUAUGAAGGAGGAGGGUGCCAGGAAGACAGGCAGACGGAUGGACACUCUGGACCCCGUGAAAAGCAGGCGCAGGCAGCAGACCACUGGGGAUGUGCGCAUGUUCGAGGGCAUCUUUCUGCUGAAGGGAUGGCGAGCCCAAAGUACGGUCAGUGGGCAUAACCCGGUCCACACGGAUGGCCUGACCAGGAAAGAAUGACCGCAAGGGAGGCCACGUGACGGAACAGACAUGCUGCCCAGAGAGCAGCCCUGAGCCAGCAGAGGCAGAACCGCGCGGCCUGCAGUCCCCCUCCCGUCCCGGGCGCCCGCACCAUGCUGCAGUGGAGGCGGCGGCACUGCUGCUGGGCCAAGCGGUCUCUGUGCCGGACCCACCUCAUCGGCGCCCUCUCCCUGGUGUUCCUCUUUGCCACGCUCUUGUUCUUCAGCCACCACGACUGGCUGCCAGGCCGAGCCGGGUUCAAAGAAAACCCCGUGACCUACACUUUCCGAGGAUUCCGUUCUACAAAAAGCGAGACGAACCACAGCUCUCUCCGGAACAUCUGGAAAGAAACAGUUCCUCAGACCCUGAGGCCCCAAACUGCAACCAACGCCAACAACACAGACCUGUCGCCACAAGGAGUUACGGGGCUGGAGAACACACUCAGUGCCAACGGGAGCAUCUACCGCGAAAAGGGUACCGGGCAUCCCAACCCGUACCACUUCAAGUAUAUCAUCAACGAACCUGACAAAUGCCAGGAGAAAAGCCCCUUUUUAAUCCUACUCAUAGCAGCAGAGCCUGGACAAAUAGAAGCUAGGAGAGCUAUUCGGCAAACCUGGGGAAACGAAAGUCUAGCCCCUGGAAUCCAAAUCACACGAAUUUUUUUGUUGGGCCUGAGUGUCAAGGUCAACGGCUUCCUUCAACGUGCGAUACUGGAAGAGAGCAGACAGUACCACGACAUCAUCCAACAGGAGUACUUAGACACAUACUACAACCUGACCAUCAAAACACUGAUGGGCAUGAACUGGGUCGCCACACACUGCCCACACAUUCCUUACGUCAUGAAAACCGACAGCGACAUGUUUGUCAACACUGAGUAUUUAAUACACAAGCUACUGAAGCCGGACCUGCCGCCCAGACGUAACUAUUUCACUGGGUACCUCAUGAGAGGGUACGCGCCCAACCGAAACAAAGACAGCAAGUGGUACAUGCCACCAGACCUCUACCCCAGCGAGCGCUACCCGGUCUUCUGCUCUGGGACUGGCUACGUCUUCUCCGGGGAUCUGGCCGAGAAGAUAUUUAAAGUUUCUUUAAGUAUCCGUCGCUUGCACUUGGAGGAUGUGUAUGUAGGGAUCUGUCUUGCCAAGCUGCGGAUUGACCCCGUGCCCCCUCCCAAUGAAUUUGUGUUCAAUCACUGGCGGGUUUCUUACUCGAGCUGUAAAUACAGCCACCUGAUUACCUCUCAUCAGUUCCAGCCCAGCGAACUGAUCAAGUACUGGAACCAUUUACAACAAAAUAAGCACAACGCUUGUGCCAACGCAGCCAAGGAAAAGGCAGGCAGGUAUCGCCACCGUAAACUGCACUAGAAAAGACAACUAGUUUUCCCAAAUGUGCAAUCUGUAAAAUAUUGCUAAGAGCAUGUAUAAUUAAGAUUGAUUACACCCAUAGGACAAGUUUUAGUUAAAACUCAUCACAUAAAAGAACUCCAAAAAUAUUUUUUUAAUUUCUGAAAAGGUAAUUCUUAAAAAUACAUUAUAGGACGAAAAGGCACCCUGAGAGGAUCUAGAGAAAAACUGUAUGCGGGGAUUCUGUGUGUUAACAUGCAAUAACAAGCAUGCACUCACCAGUGGCUCCAGUCUUACGUUAGGGGCCGACACGAUGUAUUUGCGUAUAUUUUCCACAUAAGUUUUUAUUUAAGAAAUGGAGACAGUCAAGAGACCCUUCAUUUUAGAUUCAGUUCUACAUGUCGAAAUAUAAUUAUAUGUAAAUAAAACAUCACUGUCAAUUUUAAGGAAACUUUGUAAUUGUGUGAAGGACAGAUUUUCUGGGGUUCUAAAAACUGUAUUCCGUGCAAUAAGAUUUAGUUGAGUUACUCCAAAAACACACUUAUGAAGUUCAGAUGUUUCAUCAAUCUGUUCUCAUCUAAGUACUUAUUUUUCAAAAACAAUUGAGAUACUCAUUUUCUUUUAAGACUCACAUAUAUCGAGGAAGUUAUUUUGAAAUGAUGUGAUAAAAUGUGAAAAAUCAAUGUGUCUCAGGCUCAAAUUUUUAUAAAAACAAAAAAUUAAAUGUUUCAAAACAGACAAACGUGCUCUCCCGUUGGUGCAAGGGCCACACUAGUAGUGUCUGAAGGAGCUAUCCCACUAGCUCGGGGACCGCACUCUGAAGGAGUACUCCACUUCACUUCAAGCGUAUCUGUAAAAUACAUCAUGUUCCUCACUGCAGCAGAAGUGAUGACUUACAGGCACAAAGAGAACGCGCUGCUAGAAACAGAUAAAGGGGAAAAGAGGGCAGCAGCAGCUUCAUUCAAUCCAUUUUUAAGAUGCAUGUCUGCCAACCGGCAACAUAUGGGAGGUUGAUUUCCUGGCAGCGGGAGUGCACACGCCGACAUUUAAUCACUUCUCGGCACCUACUUCUUCCCAAGUGCCAGUUUACAAAAACCUGCAGUUUUUAAUUUGGUAGAUGACGAAUAGUCUGCAUCUCCAGUAAAAAACCUUUCUGGGGGAGUGGGAGAAAACAACAAAUGUUUGGUGAACACUUGAUUCUAGGACAAACAAUGUAUUCAAUGCACUUUUAUCAAGUUUUUAAUAAAAAAGGUAAACAAAAAAUCUUUA
Phyllostomus discolor (pale spear-nosed bat) is the source of this 3388-nucleotide messenger RNA. It is a transcript of the gene B3GALT2, whose product is annotated as beta-1,3-galactosyltransferase 2. Gene Ontology annotation, cellular component: membrane. The record is from RefSeq and is a predicted model, not a curated record. NCBI's taxonomy places the organism in Eukaryota, Metazoa, Chordata, Mammalia, Chiroptera, Phyllostomidae. Bases 890 to 2140 code for a protein of 416 amino acids. The transcript has 2 exons. Gene Ontology annotation, molecular function: N-acetyl-beta-D-glucosaminide beta-(1,3)-galactosyltransferase activity.